This is a messenger RNA of Chiloscyllium plagiosum (whitespotted bambooshark), 4678 nucleotides long. The record is from RefSeq and is a predicted model, not a curated record. NCBI's taxonomy places the organism in Eukaryota, Metazoa, Chordata, Chondrichthyes, Orectolobiformes, Hemiscylliidae.
GCAAAGAUUGAUGUUUGGAGCUCUAGUCACUGCCCCGGACAGCAGCGCCCUGAGAGCAGAUUCUUCCAGCGGACUGAAGGACUGGACAUGUCCAGACGCAAACAGUCUAAGCCUCGGGCUGUUAAAGUUGAAGAAAGUGAAUCUUCAGAAUUUGACUUAAAUUGGGACUCAGCAACCGCACGCCCAGCAGGAGCCUCAGGAGGAGACCAGGAGUAUGAUACCAAGGACGGACAACUGUUGGAAGACAGACACAGCAUGACCAGUCAGGAAGAGAGAAACGAAGAUGAUGAAGACAUGGAAGAUGAAUCAAUUUACACCUGUGAUAAUUGUCAGCAGGACUUUGAUUCACUGGCUGACUUGACAGAACAUAGGGCACAUCGCUGUCCUGGAGAUGGUGACGAUGACCCACAAAUAUCAUGGGUAGCUUCAUCGCCCUCCAGUAAAGAUGUUGCAUCGCCCUCCCAGAUGCUAGGAGAAGGCUGUGAUCUUGGCCUGGUGGAUGAAGAAGGAGGAACCGGUUUGCCCUACCCAUGCCAAUUUUGUGACAAGUCAUUCAGCCGUUUGAGUUACCUUAAGAGGCAUGAGCAAAUCCACAGUGACAAACUUCCUUUCAAGUGUACAUUUUGUAGCCGCCUAUUCAAACAUAAGCGAAGUCGUGACCGUCACAUCAAACUUCACACUGGAGAUAAAAAGUACCACUGUCAUGAGUGCGAAGCAGCUUUUUCUCGCAGUGAUCAUCUCAAAAUCCACUUGAAAACUCACAGCUCAAGUAAGCCAUUCAAGUGCACAAUUUGUAAACGUGGGUUCUCGUCCACAAGUUCAUUACAGAGUCAUAUGCAGGCUCAUAAGAAGAACAAAGAUCAUAUUACAAAGCUUGAGAAGGAGAUGAAGAAAGAAGAUGUUGUUUGCGAUUAUUGUGAUGAAACAUUUAAUCAAGUUGAAGACUUGGAGAAACAUAUAGCAACAAAUCACCCACAGAUUUGUGAGAAAGCAGAGUUGCAAUGCAUCCAUUGCCCUGAAGUAUUUGCAGAAGAAAAUGCAUUGAUAAAUCACAUCGACCUAGCCCAUGGGAAUAAGAAACAUAAGUGUCCGAUGUGCCCAGAACAGUUUCCUACAGUGGAAGAAGUCUAUUGCCACUUGGAUAGCCACAGACAACCGGAUUCUAGUAAUCACAGCAUAAGUCCUGAUCCUGCUACAGGAAGUGCAGCCUCAAUGAGUAGCACCACCCCAGAUUCUAGUGCUUCAGUAGAACGAGGUUCCACACCUGAUUCUACCCUAAAACCAUCUAGAAGUCACAGGAAACCUUCAGGAUCUUUGGAAAGAGAAGGAAGUCAAAACUCUUGGUCACCAAAAGUCACCUAUAGCUGCCCAUAUUGCUCGAAGCGAGAUUUCAGUAGCUUGGCUGUCUUAGAAAUUCAUUUAAAAACUAUUCACUCAGAUAAACCUCAGCAAGGUCACACAUGCCAAUACUGCCUUGAUUCACUUCCCACUUUGUAUAACUUAAAUGAGCACGUCCGAAAAGUCCACAAAAAUAACGUUUUUCCAGUAAUGCAGUUCACCAGUACAUCAACAUUUCACUGCAAUUACUGUCCGGAAAUGUUUGCAGACUUGAAUAGCUUGCAGGAACACAUACGAAUUACGCAUUGUGUUCCAAAUACUCUCUCCCAAGAUGGAAACCAUACUUUCUUCUGUUCCCAUUGUUCGCUGGGAUUUCUUACUGAGUCUUCACUCUCAGACCACAUUCAGCAAGCUCACUGCAAUGUAGGAAAUCCCAAGCUGGAGUCUCCCGCACUUCAAGCCACACAGUCCUUCAUGGAAGUUUACUCUUGUCCAUAUUGCACCAAUUCACCCAUUUUUGGCACCAUUCUUAAGCUCACAAAGCACAUCAAGGAAAACCAUAAGAACAUUCCACUAGCAGCAAACAGUGGCAGAAAAUCGAAGUCAGAGCAAAGUCCUGUUUCUUCUGAUGCUGAAGUCUCUUCUCCCAAAAGACAGCGGUUGUCAGCAAGUGUACCAUCACUGUCAAAUGGGGAAUACCCAUGCAAUCAAUGUGAUCUCAAGUUCUCUUCUUUUGAAAGUUUCCAAAGCCAUCUGAAGUCACAUUUGGAAAUUCUUCUGAGGAAGCAAUCCUGUCCUCAGUGUAAAGAGGAUUUUGAUUCCCAGGAGACCCUGUUACAACACCUCACCAUACACUACAUGACAACUUCAACUCAUUAUGUCUGUGAGAGCUGUGAUAAGCAAUUUUCUUCAGUUGAUGACCUACAGAAGCACUUGCUGGAUAUGCAUACUUUUGUUCUAUACCACUGCACGUUGUGCCAAGAAGUGUUCGAUUCCAAGGUCUCCAUCCAGGUGCAUUUAGCAGUGAAGCACAGUAAUGAAAAGAAGAUGUAUCGCUGCACAGCAUGCAAUUGGGAUUUCCGAAAGGAAGCAGAUCUUCAACUUCAUGUCAAGCAUAGCCAUUUAGGUAAUCCAGCAAAGGCCCGUAAAUGUAUAUUCUGUGGUGACACAUUCAGUACAGAAGUGGAACUGCAAUGCCAUAUUACAACACACAGUAAAAAAUAUAACUGUAAAUUUUGCAGUAAGGCCUUCCAUGCCAUUAUUUUGCUAGAAAAGCACUUAAGGGAGAAACACUGUGUGUUCGACAACAGCAGCCAGAAUGGUACCGCAAAUGGAAUUGUAUCAUGUAACAAAAGAGUGGAAACCGAUCUUCAGAACAUACUGAUGAAAAGUCAGGAAGCUCUAAACAGUCACGAAGCUAGUGAAGAUGAUAUUGAUGCUUCAGAACCAAUGUACGGCUGUGAUAUCUGUGGUGCAGCAUAUACUAUGGAGGCCCUAUUGCAGAAUCACAGGUUGAGAGAUCACAAUAUUCAACCUGGAGAAGAUGAUUGUUCACGGAAAAAGGCUGAAUUCAUCAAGGGGAGCCAUAAAUGCAACAUCUGUGCUAGGACAUUUUUCUCGGAGAAUGGCCUCCGAGAGCAUAUGCAGACCCAUCGUGGACCUGCUAAGCACUACAUGUGUCCUAUUUGUGGUGAGAGGUUUCCUUCCCUUCUAACGCUGACUGAGCACAAGGUCACACAUAGCAAAAGUCUUGAUACGGGAACUUGCAGGAUCUGCAAAAUGCCAUUGCAGAGCGAAGAGGAAUUCAUCGAGCAUUGUCAGAUGCAUCCAGACCUGAGAAAUUCUCUCACAGGGUUCCGUUGUGUAGUUUGCAUGCAGACAGUCACCUCUACUCUUGAGCUGAAAAUUCAUGGAACAUUCCACAUGCAAAAAUUGUCGGGAAACUCUGCAUCAUCAUCUCCAAAUAAUCAGAGUCAUCAGAGACUCUACAAGUGUGCUUUAUGCCUGAAAGAGUUUAGGAGCAAACAGGACUUGGUGAAACUUGACAUCAAUGGCUUGCCCUAUGGCUUAUGUGCAGGUUGCAUGAACAGAGGUACCAAUGGUCAAUCUUCAAAUGUAACUCAACAGGAAAACAAUGAACGAACCAGUGUCAGUCUUCGGUGUCCUGAUUGUGCAGUUAAAUUUGAAACUGUCGAGGAUCUGGAGAGUCAUAUCCAGAUAGACCAUAGAGAAAUGACACCAGAGACAAGUAGCCAGAAAAAGUCAUCACAGGCUUCGCCUGCUCCAAGGAAGAAGACCUACCAGUGUAUCAAGUGCCAGAUGACUUUUGAGACUGAACGGGAAAUACAGAUCCAUGUUGCAAAUCAUAUGAUUGAGGAAGGCAUCAAUCAUGAGUGCAAACUGUGUAACCAGAUGUUUGACUCACCAGCAAAGCUACUGUGUCACCUGAUUGAACACAGCUUUGAAGGGAUGGGAGGUACUUUUAAAUGCCCUGUUUGUUUUACAGUCUUCGUGCAGGCAAACAAACUGCAGCAACACAUCUUCGCUGUACAUGGGCAAGAAGAUAAGAUUUACGACUGUUCGCAAUGUCCACAGAAAUUCUUCUUUCAAACUGAACUUCAGAGAUUUGAAACCAGUAUUUUACCCCAUAUAAUAAUAAAAAGAGAUGUCAGAUAAAGAGCCUGAGGACUAUUUGCUAUUCCACGAAAACCACAUGAUGAGUCAGCACGCACAGUAAGGUGUCAGCACUGCGAGACAUAUUCUCUGCAGAAGACUCGACAGAGACACAGUGGGAGAGAACUUUUGAACAUUACAUCCAAUCAAAGUGUCAUUUGAAACCCAGAUGUAAAACUAAUGAUUUGGCCAUGAGGCACUGCUAUUAUAAGCAGUUUGAAAUGAAUAUUAAUGUAACAGAUUAAAAGUAUUCUAUGCUCAGUAUUUUUCUGUCCUGCUUUUAACUAGUGAGUUCACAGCUUUUGCUUCUAAUCAGAGUUAUAGUGUGUUAGAAACAUCAGCUUUGUUGCUGUUGUCCUUUGUUGCUUAAUGUAGUAAGCUAAUAGAUGUCAAGAUAACUAGAUGUAUUUUGUUAAUACUUGCUUUUAAAUGCAGAAUUAGCCAGUUGUGAUAACUGUGAUGCGCUAGCUUGCCAUUGUCAGAAUUUUUUUUUCCCUUUUUGUCAAAGAAAGAUGUUUUAAUUGAAUUGACCGGUUCACAGUACAAUGAAAGAUUAUGUAAAGAAAAACAAUGAUUACAGUGCAACUGGAUGGUGUUUGCUUAUAAAAUGUGAUUUACCUGAUUGCAAUAACUAGGACAGUAUAAUAAAGGGAAACCACGCACUUGA